CCCCACCCCUGUGAACAGAGAACCCCUCCUCCUCGUAAUCGGGUUCUGCCACAUUCUCCUCCUCCUCCUCCUCCUGCAGGCAGUAGGGCUUUCAGUUGGGGAGACACUGGCAGGUGGAGAGUCCGAGGGCCCCCAUCUGAACUAGGAAAGUUGGGAUGUUUGUGUCUUCCGUGGAGCGCAGGAAGACCAUGGCUCCCUCCAGGAUCUGCAGAGUCUCUCUGCUGGUUCUUCUGUUGCAGGCGGUGCUGAUUUGUUCGGCUCAGAGAGGCCCAGUCGGACCCAGAGGCCCCCCAGGACCACCGGGUGUGGCUGGCGUGCCGGGAGUGGAUGGAAUCGACGGGGAGAGAGGAGUGGACUCCACGGUGACCGGUCCACCAGGUCUGGACGGAGACGACGGGAAAGACGGAUCUCCUGGAAAGCCGGGUCUUCCGGGUGCAGAUGGACCCGUGGGACCUCCUGGAGAUCCAGGUCCGGCUGGAAAGAAAGGGUCAAAAGGGGAACCUGGAGCUCAAGGACCUCCUGGAGAGCCUGGGGUCGGACCCGAUGGGCUCGAUGGCAUUCCGGGUACCGAUGGGCUCCCAGGAGAAAUGGGACGGGCCGGCCCCCCAGGAGCGAGGGGCAGGAGGGGUCAAGUCGGUCCUUCUGGUCUGGUUGGUCCUCGGGGACCUCCUGCGGUCUAUAACGGAGAAUCCCCGUGCCCCAGUGCCUGCACCUCAGGCCUGUCGGGAUACUCUGGACUCCCCGGCAUGAAGGGCCACAAAGGAGCAAAGGGGGAAUCCGGAGAGCCCGGACGUCAAGGGCACAAGGGCGUGGAAGGUGAACAAGGACCACCCGGAGAGACUGGCACUCAAGGAUUACCAGGUCCAGGGGGACCCAGAGGCCUUCCAGGAAUAAUGGGCUCCAAAGGUGACAGGGGACCUCGGGGAAAACCUGGCGAUGCGGGCCCUCGAGGCGUCCAGGGAGAACCGGGGGAUCCGGGUCAAAGAGGCGCCGUGGGCGAGGCCGGACCGUCAGGAGGGACCGGGGAUCCAGGACCUGCAGGAAUCAGAGGAGUUCCAGGUCCAAAAGGAGAACCGGGUCUCCCGGGUCCUGAUGGUCGUGAGGGAAUACCGGGUCUUCCUGGAUCCAAGGGUAUUGUGGGGAAAAGUGGAGCUCCAGGUGACCCCGGCCCUCAGGGUCUUCAUGGGGUGCCCGGUGGGUACGGCCAGAAAGGACACGGGGGCGUGAAGGGUAACUCAGGAGAUCCGGGAGUCGUGGGUUUGAUGGGACCUCCAGGGAAACAGGGGGAACGAGGAGAUCAGGGAGAGGUGGGACCGGCUGGACCCAGAGGAGGACCCGGCGAGCGUGGAGAGAGGGGAGCUGACGGACCUCCGGGACCACCUGGAGCCCGGGGAACAAAGGGGGAUCCGGGUCUUCCAGGACUUCCUGGACCUGCUGGUUAUCGAGGCGAGAAGGGGGACAGGGGGGCGGUUGGCGUUAACGGCCCAAAGGGAGAGCAGGGGCCUCCAGGAGCUGAAGGAACGCCAGGAGACAGAGGAGACGUGGGGGAUCAAGGAGAACCAGGCGAGAAAGGAUCGACGGGCCCCCCAGGAGAGACGGGAAACAAAGGAGCUGAAGGCAGCCGAGGAGUGCCGGGCAAAGAGGGCAAGUCGGGUCCACCGGGUCCGCGGGGCAUGCAGGGGGACAUGGGGGUCCCAGGCCUGCCUGGUGUGCAGGGGCCGGCGGGAAAACCCCCGUCGGACUCCCACAUCAAACGGGUCUGUAUGCGGGUCAUGCAGGAACACUUGGCCCAGCUGGCUGCAAGUCUCACCAGACCAGAAUCCGGCAUCGCUGGAAUCCCAGGUCCUCCGGGUCCUCCUGGACCCCCAGGCCCCACCGGGGAAAACGGUUUUCCUGGUCACAUCGGAUCGAGAGGCCUGCCGGGUCUGAAGGGCCCACCUGGGUUACUGGGUCAGAAGGGACCCAAAGGUGACCAGGGGGACAAAGGAGACCGAGGACCCACAGAGAGGGGACCCAAAGGAGAACCAGGGGUACCAGGUCUACCAGGUGAGCCCGGCCGGCCGGCUUACGGCGCCCACGGCCGCGACGGGGAGCCGGGGCCUCGUGGCGUCCCCGGCAUCAACGGCGUGCCCGGGCCUCCUGGCCCCCCGGGUCAAAACGGUUACUGUGAGUCGUCGCAGUGCAUCCUGGCCAUGGUGGCGUCGCCGGUCUCUGCCAAGGACUCCGGCAUGAAGGGCCCCAACGAGAUGUGAGGGGGCCACAGUGGCAGAAGAGAGUAGAAGAGCCCCGAACCCCCCAGACCGGGUUUGUAUGUUUGGCUUAAAGAUCUCUGUGGAUCGACAUGGACGCCAAACACCGGUCACGCUUUUGGAGACAAUUUCAAUUUGAAUCACGGAAUGUUUAUCAUGAAAGCAACCAGCUCCUGUUUUCUCAUGACGUUUCUGUAAAUGUGUCAAUAUGCAAAUGACCCUUCCACCUCCACAUUACACAGGACACGUCUGACCCAUCCUGGACCGGCUCUGUGUGACUGAUUAUUUAUUCUAUCCAGUUUUGACGUCUUCAAGUUGUACAAAGGAGGGAAUAAAAACAUUUUGAUAAUCUCUGGCAUGUUUUAUCCAAAGACCCCAAAAACGAGACGAGAUCUGACUGAUGGAUGUAAAACUGAGAGUUUAGUGUUACACAGGAUGUUUAUUCGAGUCCUUUUAUCUGCAGAUCUUAAACCUUAAAUUUGAUAAUUGACAGUUUUCUUUACAUUCUUCACAAAAUAUUUGAAGACUUCUGUGUUUCUUUGACAACAUUUAUGUUUCACACUUUAAUCUCCUCCAACUUUCCAACAUAAAUGUGCGUUAAGGCGGACCAACGGAUGAACCUGCCUUAACUGAAAUGUAGUUUGACUUUAACUUUCCCCUUCGUUGUUGAAUAAAAGUUCCUCAAGUUCA
This is a messenger RNA of Oryzias latipes (Japanese medaka), 2939 nucleotides long. It is a transcript of the gene col9a1a, whose product is annotated as collagen, type IX, alpha 1a. NCBI's taxonomy places the organism in Eukaryota, Metazoa, Chordata, Actinopteri, Beloniformes, Adrianichthyidae. The record is from RefSeq and is a predicted model, not a curated record.